GACCCGAACGCCCCAAAGCGUGGUCUGUCCGCGUACAUGUUCUUCGCAAAUGACCAACGUGAUAAAGUCCGUGAGGAUAACCCGGGCAUCAAGUUUGGUGAGGUUGGCAAGCUCCUUGGAGAGAAGUGGAAGGCUCUCAAUGAUAAGGGGCGCGCCCCCUAUGAAGCCAAAGCUGCCGCUGAUAAGAAGCGGUACGAGGAGGAGAAGGCUGCCUAU
Molecule: messenger RNA, 216 nt
Organism: Pseudovirgaria hyperparasitica
Lineage: Eukaryota; Fungi; Ascomycota; Dothideomycetes; Acrospermales; Acrospermaceae
Product: high mobility group box
Exons: 2
Source: RefSeq, a predicted model, not a curated record